Molecule: messenger RNA, 3909 nt
Organism: Chelonus insularis
Lineage: Eukaryota; Metazoa; Arthropoda; Insecta; Hymenoptera; Braconidae
Gene: ltl
Product: larval translucida
Exons: 8
Coding region: 90-1985 (631 amino acids)
Molecular function (GO): protein binding
Source: RefSeq, a predicted model, not a curated record
UGCGCGCAUAGUCUGUCCCGGAUCAUUGCGAGUGGGGUAUUUGGACGGUGAUUAGAAGAGUCGGCGCGUCCCGUCGCUGGUCAAUCGCAAUGUCGGGAAUACUCUACACACUGCUCGGUCUCGCGGCGAGCGCGAGUUUUCACUGUGCGGUCAGGCGCGAGAUUAGCCCGUGCACCUGUAGACAAGAAAAAUAUUCCCCUCCUGCGAGUAUCGUCAGUCCUGUUUCUGAAACACCAACAAUUGUUCCUUCAGUAAUUGGUGUUUCUAGUGUUCCUAGUACCGGGGAGUUGGGUGGUAGUGGUGUUGGUAUUGGUGGUGGUAGUGGUGAUACUAGUGUCAGCUUUAGCAAUCCCCAGAAGCAUGGAGAAAAAAUAUCGGUCAUGUGCGAGAAAAUGGAGUCAUUUGGAGAAGUUGUUAAUGCUCUCAAGGAAAAAUUUAACCCCGGUCAACAUAUUACUCUCAGAAUAUCACACUCACAGCUCAGGGAUAUUUCUAAACAUCAUUUUAAGGAGCUGAAGAUGUCUAUUGUGAAGCUUGAACUCAAUCAUGACCACCUGAGUAAUGUCGACGGUGAAGUGUUUGCAGGUUUGGGUAGAACAUUAUAUCUGAAUUUGGCAGACAAUGAAAUACCAUUGAUACCAAGGCAUAUUUUAUCUCAUUUGCCUCUCGUUCGAACUUUGGAGCUCAGUAGAAAUCGAAUAACACGAAUCGAUGUCAACGAUUUUAAGUAUAAUCCAUCUCUGCAACAUUUAUUGUUGGCCGGAAAUUCAAUAUCUGAAAUGGUACCAGGAUCUUUACCACCACAAUUAAAUAAACUCCACGUGGGCAGGAAUCACCUGCAUACUCUGAACCGUACUCUAUGUGAUUUAAAUCAGCUCGAGUGGUUAUUUAUAAAUUCAAAUGAAUUAACGUCCUUGGAUGGUGAAUUACCAACUUCUGGCCACAACCUCCGGAUGCUUCAUGCUAUGGACAAUAAAUUGACGCAUUUACCACCAGAAUUCCGACAACUUCAUAGACUAGAAAUGUUGUUCCUUCAACAUAAUAAAAUACGUAGUCUUGAUGGCACUUUACAAAAAGCUGGAAAUCUUCAAUAUCUUGAGCUGUCUUAUAAUGAAUUGCAAAUAUUGACCGAAGAAGACUUUAUUGAAGCAGGAUUAUUAGAAGAUCUUGAACUUGGUCAUAAUUCACUGAAGUCAUUGGGUGGUGGUACAAGUGGAGGUGAUGGAAAUGGCAGUAAGAGUGCACUCUGGCCAUUAAAAUCUCUUAAAUGCCUCAAUUUAACUCACAACCAAUUGAGUGAAUUUUCCUUCGCUACUCUACGAGGACUCAAGGAACUUCGGCUUAUCGAUCUUUCUCACAAUCGAAUUCGACGUCUUUAUCGAGGUCAUAUUGAGAAUCUUGUUGAUAAGGAUGCUGAAGAAAAGCCUGGGGCAAGCAUCCAAGAGUUACGUUUGCAACAUAAUGAAUUGCAAACUCUAGAAGAUUCGUUAUUUGAAGGAAUGCGUGAACUUCAAAGACUAAAUUUAAGCCACAAUUCAUUAGGACCGACGAUUGGAUCUCACGAUUUUUGUGAACUCGGAAAUUUACGAAGUCUUGACUUAUCUCAUAAUAAACUCACAUCACUUGAAGAAAUUUCUGAAGCAAAAUUACCCGCUCUUGAGGAAUUGUUUGCAUCGCACAAUCGACUUGUGACUUUAUCAGAUCGUGAUUUCCGAGGAUUUCCAAAUCUUUGUUCAGUAGAUUUGAGCAUGAAUGAGAUUCGUUCUCUCACUUAUGAAAUUGUAGCCAACACUCGAUGUAUGGUUCAUGGAGUCCCUGAUGUGCUUCGAAUUUACUUACAAGACAAUCCUGUCAUGUGUGACGCUGGUCUACUGGAUCUUACAGUUGCAAUGGAAGUCAAUCAUGCAAAGAUUUACGGAGUUGCAAACAAUUGUCCUACAACGAUGCAAACACCUACUGAAACAACUCCAGCUUUGGCUGCUUAAUUAUCUGAUAUUUUUCCCACCAAUAGCCUUGGCCUUGGUUGUUGCUAAUAUUUUUUUUCGCUGCGGCCCGAAUGAAAGUCAACAGAAUUAGAUAAGUAAGCAAGGGCAGCAUGGUAAAAAUAUGAUAGAAGAAGAAGGAAUAAAUAUCAACAAGAAGUGACAUUUUUCCUUUUCAUGAUUGCAUUAGCCACUGUUGUUGUCGUCAGUGUAGUGACUUGACAAUUUGCAAAGGCUAAAAAAUAUAUCAUAUUAAGUAUCUUCAGGAUACUGAGCUUUUUUUAAUAUUGAUUGAUUUAAUUUUUUUAUGUUUUGUAAAGAGAAAAAAAUCAUUCUGAUUGCAAUGAAAUUUUUAUAUGAGGCAGCAAGAACUGGUUAAAUUGAUGAAUAUAAUACUAUGGCAAAGCAGAUUAGCUACUAAUCUUGAAAAGAAAUAUAUGACCUGUUAGAUUAUUAAUUGAUAAUAAUUAAAAAAAUUUAUUAUUAUUUUAUUAAUAUUAUUUUUAUUAUUAUUGAUAUUAUUAUUUUUAUUAUUGUUAUUAAUUAUUGUCAUCAUUUAGUUGUAGGCAUUGUAUGCAUUGUAAAUAUUUCCAUUAUCUUUCUUUUUCGAUACAUAAAUAUUUCGAUUAAAAUUUUUGAUCUAUCAUUGACUUCACUAUUUUAGAAAUUAGAUUUACCCACCCAGUAUAAUAAUUUUGCGAAAAUUAUGGAUAAAUUAUCUACAAAAUAUUAUGUACUAAGUGUUUUUCGCAAUUUAAAGGAGAAUGUAAUCUUCAUAGAAUAAAUAAUACCUUUUCAUCACGUUAUUCAUAAUAAAAAAUGAGUGAUGAUGAAACCAAAAUAAAUAAUUAUUAUUAGAUUGUCGCAAGAGUCUUUGCAAAUUUGUAUAAUAUUUGGAAUUAAUCGUAAUGAAUUUUUUGCAACCAUUUAUUGUUACCAUUGACAAAAUUUUUUAAAUAAAUAUUAAUAUUAAAUUGUAAAGACUUUUGAAGUAAUUUAAUAUUAAAUAUUAAUAUAUAAAAAAUCUAUAUCGAUUGUCGCUCCAGUCUCACAGGUUGGCUUAUAGUUGAAUCAUAAAGUUUUCAAUAGGCUUAUAUUAGGGCGAAGUUUGCUAGAGGUCAAUAAAGCAAAUAAAAUUUGUUAAAUUGUUCUCUUGGCUUUCACGAAUGACUAAUUGACAGUGGGCGACGGCUUGACCUUUCAUUGACUCUUGUCAAUAGACAAUUAUUGUUAUCGGCUCAUCCAUUGAAUACAUGAUAUUUCAGCCAUUUUUAUGCUGCCGAAAAAUUACAAAAAUAAUUAAGGGAUAGUUUGAUAUUUUUUUUAGCAAAUUAAUAGUCAGUUAAUCAUUCAAUGUUUAAGAAAAAUUUCUCUUAUUUCUGGGAGCAAAAAAGGAUGUGGUCGAAGAAUGAAUAAUAAUAAUAAGAAACUAGCUUCGAUAGCUAGGAUUCAAAGAAAAAUACAUGAAACUGUUGAGUAUUGUAAGCAAAUAGGCAUUUCAUAUGUAGUAAGAAAUUCGGAUUGUACAUAUAUGCAUACAUUAAUAAAUUUAUAAUUGUCCAAAAAAAUAUUUAUAUCCGUGUAUGCGUAUAUGAACAUAGAGAUUAAUUGUGAGAGAUCUGUAUGUAAACAGUAGCUUUUAAGUCACUUAUCAACGCUGUGAUUUACAGUUUUUAAUUUCUAAUUUGGUCAUUUUUAUCACACGUGUGAUAAAUGGAAACAAUUUUAAAAAAUGUCCCUAAACACGAUUACGAACACUUAUAUACACAUCUCUGGUAAUACGAAAGUUUAUUGCAGAAACGUUAUAUUUUAAUAAAAGUGUCAUGUUUAGUCAUUAAUUAAGUUGAAUAUAUAUUUAAUAAAUCGACUGUCCGCAAACAACCACAAAUAUCCAAACUCUCAUCAAUAAAAAUAUUACUCUUCUAAA